ACCAAGGCCUGCUAGGUGGCCGCCUUCGCGGAGCACAGAGCUGCUGCCACACUGCCCUCCAGCAGAACAUCAGAAGACCCCAGGGCCCCCUGGGCUGGUGCAAAACUCCAUCCCUGGAAAGAAAGCCCGGGGUGAAUACCGGCACAAUGGCAGUGCCCUGGGAGGAAUAUUUCCAACUGGCCUUGCAAGAGAAACUGCCUGCCUCCUCCAGGAAGAUCCCGGAGCAAAGUGUGGACCACUUCCCGCCAGUGCUGCGUCUCCUGGAGAAGAGGCAGGAGCUGAUAGACGCGGACCGAGGCCUGCAGGCCCAGAAAGAGGUGUUCCAGACCACGAGAGCAGCGCUGAAAGAGCGCUGGGAACAGUUGGAACAGAAGGAGCAGGAGCUAAAGGGGUCCUUUGUCCGCUUUGACAAGUUCCUGCAGGACACGGAGGCCCGGCGCAGCCGCGCCCUGCGGAGGGCGGCCCAGGAGCGGCUCCAGGCGGACCGCCGGGAGGCGGAGGCCCUACGGCUUCGGGCCCAGUUCGAGGAGCUGCAGCGGGAGCGCGCGCGGCUGCGGUGCCGGCUGGAGCGCCUGGAGCCCUGCGCGCGCCUGCUGGGGCGAGUGCUGGAGCAGCUGCCUGAGUUCCAAGAGGUCCCCGAGCUGGUGGCGCGCUUCGACGGCCUGGUCGAUAUGCAGGCGGCGCUGAGGCUCACGGAGCGCCAGCGGCUGGCCGAGCUGGAGGAGGCGCGCGCUCGGCUGCAGCGGCUGCGGGACGCGGGGCAGAGCGAGCUGCUCGGGCAGGGCCAGCGGCGAGUGCAGCUGCUGGAGCGCCUGGAGGCCGCGAGGGAGCGCACGCUGCGCUGGGAAUCCAAGUGGAUUCAGAUCCAGAACACGGGGGCGGAGAAGACCCUUCUCCUGGGACGCACUAGGAUAGCAGCGCUCAACCUGUUCCAGCUAGUGUGCCGGCACAAGACGCACCCGCCUGCCCUGGACAUCGACGACACUGAGGGGCAGCUGGAGCAGGUGAGCUCCCUCCUUACGUGCCCUCCAACCCCCAGAUUCAGAGCUUCACAGUGCCUGAAGUCUCCGGGUUCAGUAUGACCCUCUGUGAUCAGGGCAUACACUUCCAGCCCCCCCCCCCCCCCGGGGUAGGGGGGACGUGGGCUCUGUGGCCACCUGGGAACCCUGCCUAGGAGGCUGGGUUGGUCUUGGCUCUGCGGGGCAUCUGCUCUGUGGCCAGAAGCAAGCCGCCAGGCCCCUCUCUGGGUCCCAGGCUUCUCACUUGCGCCCAAGGGCCGAGGUGUGUGACGAUAUUGUACUUUAGGCCAAGAGUCUGUCUUUCGUCCCAGGCUCAGACAGCAUUAACAAGUGUGACAUCAAUAAGAAACCAGGUUGAGACUCACCCUUGCUCCUGGCAGGGACAGGCCUCUGCUUCCCCAGGGAGAGGGAGGGCGGGGCCGUGCCCUCGUCUUUCUGCACAAGGGCACCACCAAUGGCACUGUGGCCCAAGUCGUUCAGGUUUGCAAGGUUGCAGAAUACAUGACAUGGUUUACAGAGGGAGGGGGUUUCGGACCCCUCUGUUGUUCCUAAUGGGGACCCAGAGCAUGGUUCCUUUAAGCGGAAGAAACACAAAAGGAGGCACCCCAGCCCCUGCCACUCCUGUCCUGUGCCCAGCACCCUCGACCCCAACCAAACGCCAGGAACUGGGGCCCCGGGAGCCUACCUUUGUUCCACACACGGAGAGGGAUGGAUGUCUCCAGUUCUCCCAAGUGUGGCCCAGCACCCUGCGGUGCACAACUCCAGGAGGGACAGAGGCUCAGUUAGGACGUAGCAGGCAAAGGCCCGUCCCUUUUCAACCAACCCCGAUUCUACCAAAGAGAAAGGCUCGUUGUGGGGCAACUCUACCUUUAACCCCUGUAGUGCUCUCUGGUCUCUGGGCCUGGGCCUCACACCCAGUGGAGGCGACAGCAGCCGACCAGAAUGCAGAGACUGGGUUUUGCAUUCAUUGUAGCAUUUUUCCAGUUGUCCUCCACUUACGACAAGGGGUAACCUAACUCUCUCCAGUUUUUGUUAGAAAUAUAGUUUCCCUCUCUGUGACAAACGCUAAGGGAGAACCCAAAGAUAAGUUCGUUCAAGCUCUAGCUCUUGGCAGUGGACCCAUGGGCGUUCAUGAAGUUCGUAUCAAAUAAGUUUAAUUAGGACAAAACCUGGGAGUGUUCGGAGAGGAGAGCAGACCAGACACAGGUGAAUAUGCCCGAUCUGUUUAAAAAGGGGGAAACGAAUCGUUGCAAAUAAAAAUACUUUUAAUUGUAACGCAAGUGAUAGCCAGCUGGGAAACUAUGAGGGUACCUGCCGACAACCACAAACCAUUUGGGGGGUUGGGACGGAGACCCAAAGAACCGAGAACAGCUUACGGCAGGUUCGCCGGCUGCUGGUAACCAGCACGUUGCUGGCUUUUAAUAGGGGUCUCCACCCCCAAACCCUGCGUUGCAGCAUCCUGGGGUGGAGGGUGGGGACGGGACCCUCGGGGGCUGGGAUGGGACUCUGGCUGUGCUGGGGACCCCCAGGUGAAGCUGUUCAUUCUGGACCUCUCUGCCAUGCUGGCCAGUCUUGGGCAGGCCAAGCCCACACCUGCCUGCUAGUCCUGACCCAGGUAAGCAGGGGGACAGGGGGGCCCCCUGGAAAGGAAGUGCACACUUCCUGCGGGGUAUGUGCUGAGUGGCUCUCACCGGAAAGAUGGGACGGCCGUGCCCCCUGGGGCUGCCGUGGGAAGUGCAUGAGAGGUAUACAGCAAGAACUAAAUAAAUGUGGGCUAGCUGGGGGGCACCAGUCCCUCAUCCACCACAUGGCCUGGCACCGGGUCCUGCCUCCCAGGACAGUCACGGCAUUAAACAAGCUGAUGUCUGUCAGGUGUUUGGAACGAAGCCUGGGGCAAAUUCUGGCAAAUUCUAGGCGGGUGUUUGGUGAGUAAAACAGCGUCGGCGAGAGAGCCACACAGCAAACACCCGUUCGCGGGGCGCCUGCUCACGAAGGCUCUCUUGUGGACGGGCACAGUUGAGAACCCAGCUGCCGGAGGCUGCCUUGACCGUCCCAGGACCCCAAGGCUUGGAGGGCAGAGGCCAGGACAGCUUCUGACCUCUGUGGUGCGGUGGGGACGUGUUAACUCCUUCACAGCUGGAGGGGAACAGCUGAGCCCUCUGCUCCCCACCCCAUUUCCCCCCCCUCCCCCAGCCCAUGCCCUCGCAGCUCAUCAGGGCCCUGUCCCUUCCAGCUCCUUGGGCCGACUGUGCUCCUGCUCCACGGGGGGUGCUUGAUAAAGGUUUAUUACAUUAAAAAUACAUCACCGGGCCUUAGGCACUCAGGGCUCGGACCCGUGUGGCCGCCACCUCCGGGCUCAGGAACCACCCAGAACGCGGGGAAGCGGCAGCGGCGGGGUCGCCAACUCGGGCUUUGGCCGUCCCGACCUCGCUGGCAAACUCCCGUGCGCCCUCAAAGACCAUUUAAAUGUCUCGUCUUGGGCAGAGGCUGCUGGCGCUCCAUGGCCGCACGACACUCCUCACGGAUGACGGUGCCCGCGGGGAGCUCCGCCAGCGCCCGGCACGGGCCAGGAGCGCGGUGUAGACAGGGGACGUCUGCCGAUGUCCGCGCUUGGGCCCGGCGAGGGGCCAGGGGGCCGGGCCACCUUCCUUACAUGCUCUUCCUCACCUUGCCCUUCUUGGAGCGCGCGCCCCGGCCGAAGGCGCCCUGCUGCAGCUCCUGGGCGCGGCGCCGGUUGCGGGCUGAGAGCUGCUUGAGGCCCCCACGCUGCAGGAAGCGCAACUUCUGGGCUCGGCGCCGCUGCUUCAGAAUCUGCUGCUUGGUCUUGAGCUCUGAGCGCACGCGGCCUGCAGGGCCAGCUGGGGUGCGGGGCUGGGACGCGCCUGCCGGGACAGGGAUCCAAGGAGCUCAGCCUCCGGGAUGGCUCCCGGCUCCUCCCCUUCCGGGGGCCUCCAGACCGCCCCUCGGGGGACCCCACUCCCGUGCUGUGCUCACUGCUGUGGCCCCAGGGUCUGGCACGUCUUAGGUGCUCAAUAAAGCUUACACAGUC
Molecule: messenger RNA, 4068 nt
Organism: Felis catus (domestic cat)
Lineage: Eukaryota; Metazoa; Chordata; Mammalia; Carnivora; Felidae
Gene: CFAP73
Product: cilia and flagella associated protein 73
Exons: 6
Coding region: 147-1082 (311 amino acids)
Biological process (GO): spermatid development
Source: RefSeq, a predicted model, not a curated record